AUAAAUAUAUAUUUUUAAAAAAGUUACUCCGUAUAUGAAAUGAAUCAGCGCAGUACCAAAUAAGAACACGAAACGUUUGCCAACUUUAGUCAACGACAAUGUACCAUCAAAUUUAACAAUUAGUUAGUGUAACAUGUGUAAGAGGCCGGCCGGGAGCUUCUUUUAAGAACCUUUGGUUAACUAACUUAAAUCAUGUAUGAUGUUUAAUCAAUAAAAAAAAUUCAAUUCAUUAAAAAUCAGGCGUAUAGAAACGUCUUAGACUCUUAGUCAAGAUAUAUCAAUAAGAAAAUAUCCCACAAAAAAAAUUCCCGAAAUUAUCAAUCCGCUGGAUGCCAGAUCAACACCAAGUCAAUUAGUUUGAAAUCCAAAUCAACAUUGUUCUUUAUAAUACUUCCUACGUUGCAUUUAGAUUAUUUAAGUAUUUUGCGGUAAAUUAAACUAAGUUUGUGCUGUAUUUGAUACGCAUCUUACAGACCUUUUAUAAAUGCAUCAGUUUGGCCAGGUGUAAUUUACAUCUAUCUACUACUCCGUACUAUAUGGGGCACUUUUCAUACAAGUAAUGUCAAGCACUACGUAUGUUGGUAUAUUUACGUGAUUGCGUGGUGUGUAUUUCACAUUUCAAUAAAUAUGUAUCGAUAUUGAAUAAUAUGUUAAAAAAACAUAAAAUAAAAAUUAUUUUAAGUAUGUCAUGUGCCGAAUUCUCAAGGAUUAACCUAUUAUAUACCUCCUCUAUUCCAAAUUAGUUGUUACACUUACCUUUGCACAAAAUUUUAGCUGAUAAGUGGUUGUUUGGUUAUCAAUUGUUAUUUUAUUGAAAAAGUACAUGUGAUAGGAGUAGUGGGGUAUUUUUUUUUUAUUAAAUGAGAGAGGGAGUGGGUAGAAAAAACAAUUAGGGGAAGAAAGAGACAAUAUAAUAAUUGUGGGGUCAUUCCUUAUUUAAAGUGUACUCCAACAACUAAUGUGGGACGUACGAAAAAGAAAAAUGUAACAACUAAUCUGGGACGGAGGAAGUAUAAACAGUCCGACGACAAACAACUAGUAUAUGGAGUAUAUAUAUUAAUUACGGAGUAAUAUAUAUUGGUUGUAUAGAUUGGUGUCUGUGAUUCUUUAGGUAACGUUGGAUGAGAUAAAUUGUUUUUGGAUUCAUGAUUUGUUUCCUGCCGUGGUGCCGCAACAUUUGAGAACCCCUAGCUAUAUAAAUAAGGAGUACUGAAUUUGGAAGCUUGAGAAUUGAAUUAGAUAACACAAAAAAUGGAAAGGAAAGUGGGCAUAAUUGGAGCAGGCAUUAGUGGAUUGUUAGCAUGCAAAUAUGCCCUUGCUAAGGGUUACCACCCCUUAGUGUUUGAGUCACGAAACACCAUUGGUGGUGUUUGGACCAAAACUUUAGAGACUACAAAGCUCCAAACUCCUAAAUCAUUUUUCCAGUUUUCUGAUUUUCCUUGGCCUUCUUCUGUCAACACACUUUACCCUUCCCAAAUACAAGUAUUUGAUUACGUUCAAUCUUAUGCUAAACAUUUUGAUUUGCUUAAUCACAUUAGAUUUAAUACCAAGGUGUUGAAUAUUAAGUAUGAUAAAGGUCCAUCUAAUCAUGAUCAUGAAGAGAACCAAUCGUGGGGUGGUGAUGACCCUUUUGGUAAUAAGGGCAAAUGGAUUGUUACCUCGCAAGAUCUUCUCACCCAAACGGUUGAGGUGUUGCAAGUAGAUUUUGUAAUAUUGUGUCUAGGACGAUUCAGUGACGUGCCAAAUAUACCAGAGUUCCCCAUAGACCAAGGGCCAGAGAUAUUUGAAGGGAAGGUCAUGCAUUCAAUGGAAUAUUCUGAUUUGGACAAUGAAAAGGCUAGAGAUUUGGUUAAAGGGAAGCGAGUUACAGUCGUUGGCUACAGAAAAUCUGCACUUGACAUUGCUAUGGAGUGCUCAACUGCUAAUGGAGUGAAAAAUCCAUGCACAAUUAUAUGUAGAACUCCACAUUGGAAUAUAUCUCAGUCCAUUCCUUGGGCCAACAUCUACUUAAACCGCUUUUCAGAACUCUUGAUUCAUAAACCUGGUGAAGCCCCUCUGCUUAACUUCCUUGCCUCACUAUUGUCACCUUUGAGAUGGGGAAUUGGCAAAUUUGUGGAGAGUGAUAUUAAGAAAAAGCAUUCUCUCAAAAAAAUCGGCAUGGUACCUGAACAUAGUUUUUUACAAGCGAUGAACUCAUGUUCAGUGGUAACAGCACCAGUGGGGUUUUAUGACAACGUUGAGAAAGGAAGUAUCAUGCUCAAAAGAUCUCAAACCUUCAGCUUUCACAAAGAAGGUGUUUUACUUCGUGAUAGUAUUGGACCUAUUAAGAGCGACUUGGUUAUUUACGCUACUGGAUUUGAAGGUGAUAAAAAGCUCAGAGAUAUCUUUCUGUCUUCCGAAUUUCAGAAAUACCUUACCGGCUCCUUUAAUGACACGGCUCCUUUAUUUCGGGAAUGCAUCCAUCCACGAAUUCCUCAACUAGCAGUCAUUGGAUUUUCGGAGGCCUUUUCAAACUUGUUCACCUCAGAAAUAAGGUGUCGUUGGUUAUUUGAACUAUUAGACGGGAAAUUCAAAUUGCCAAAUAUUCAAGAAAUGGAGAAAGAUAUGUCAGUAUGGAACAACUCCAUGUACUACAGAAGGCCAUGCAUAGGAGCAAUGCAUAUUUGGUACAAUGAUCAGCUUUGCAAGGACAUGGGCUUAAACCCAAAGAGAAAGAAUGGAAUUUGGGCCGAGUAUUUUGAACCUUAUGGCCCAAUGGACUAUGCUUAACGUUAACCAACUUUUCUGUGUGUGCCACACUGCAUGCACUGAUGCACCUGUCGGCUCUGUUGAACAUUAUGUUAUGUUUAUUAUUAUUGUUUUUUUUCAUGAAACGUUGCUGCGGUUUCGCGGAACGCACCAAAUUAAG
Spinacia oleracea (spinach) is the source of this 2908-nucleotide messenger RNA. Its product is annotated as probable flavin-containing monooxygenase 1. The record is from RefSeq and is a predicted model, not a curated record. The transcript has 5 exons. Gene Ontology annotation, molecular function: NADP binding; N,N-dimethylaniline monooxygenase activity; flavin adenine dinucleotide binding. Lineage: Eukaryota; Viridiplantae; Streptophyta; Magnoliopsida; Caryophyllales; Amaranthaceae. The coding region runs from base 1252 to 2769 and encodes 505 amino acids.